Molecule: messenger RNA, 1388 nt
Organism: Chenopodium quinoa (quinoa)
Lineage: Eukaryota; Viridiplantae; Streptophyta; Magnoliopsida; Caryophyllales; Amaranthaceae
Product: stress-response A/B barrel domain-containing protein UP3-like
Exons: 11
Coding region: 45-923 (292 amino acids)
Source: RefSeq, a predicted model, not a curated record
CUAGCUAAAAUGCUAAACAUGAGGAUUAAUAAGGCGCCAAAGCUAUGGCAGUUUACAGUCCACUCGUUAAUCUACAAGCUCACAACCUCCAUUGUUCCUCCUCCUUCUCUCUUGCAAUGCCAUGUCUCUCCCUUCCUUACUUCUCUCUCAACUCAUAUUCUCUAGAAAUGAAGUAUUGGGGUGGAAGAAGAAAAAGAGGUGUUUGUUUGGCUUCUUCAUCACAGAAUUCAAGUAAUGAUGUUGCACGAACAAGGAAAGUUGUGGAACAUUUAUGUUUACUGAGAGCAAAAGAAAAUUUAUCUGAUGAGCAAGAGAAAGAUAUGUUGGACAACCUUUAUACAUCUCAGUAUCAUAUGGCUGGCAUAGUGGCAAUAUCUUUAGGACGGACGUCAGAUCAAAAUUCUGUAAAUUACAGCCAUGGUGUAUUCAUGCGUUUCCAGAGAAAGGAAGACCUAGCAAAAUUUUAUGAGAAUCCUUUGUAUUUGCGUGUUCUCAAGGAGCAUGUUACACCUUUCUGUCAUGAUUUGCUAUAUGUGGAUUUUGAAGCUGAAGUAGAAGAUGAUAUCCUUGCCAUUUUUCGGAAAGGAGAGGAAUUUAAUUCCGGAGUGGAGUUUGUGAUUCUGAUUAAGUUUCAUGAGAGCGCUUUAGAUGGACCAGCAGAAGAUGUGUUGACCUCUCUUGCAAACUUGGCCUUCGAGUUUCCCUCCUUGAUCGUCCAGUCUACUCAAGGUAGUAAUUUUAACUCUGAAAGCAAGGAUUACACUCAUGCAAUAGUGAUACGAUUCCGCUCUGUUGAAGCUCAGAGGAUCUUUAUGGAAAGUUCAGAGUAUAAACAUAUAUGGGAAUCAAAAUUGCUGCCAAUCAGCCAGAAUACUCUUUCUUUCCAUUUUCUCGUGGAUCCAGUAGGCACUGAACUCAUGUAGGGCAGCUGUAUGUGCAUUCUGAUUAUAGAUGAAGGCAUAAUAAUUCUGGUAGUUCUUCCACAUUUUGACACUUUCACUUGUGUCUUUUCAGUAUGAUUCAAAGAUCUGAAACAAUAUUUUCCUCAAUCUGAUGUGUCUCUCUGGCCUACGUUUUUCUUCAUUAGAGUGAUGAUGUUUGACCUACUUCAUUGCCGAAUUUGGAAAGAUACCCGGUGAAUGAUAGUUAAGUACAUUCUAAUCAGUCUCUUUUGAAGUUUCGUAAUUGGAAAAAAAGGAAUAUGAAAUAAGUUGCUGUCUUUGGUGGGUAUGUUACACAGGAUUAGGCUUUUUGAACUGGGGUCCUAGUCCUGUUACACUAUUUGAUUAAAUGGCUAUCUUUUCAGUCACAAUCUGGUUUACUGUAUUGUUUGAAACUAGGAAAAGAAUUUAAUUGCGAGCUUACGGAUAAUGCAGUGAUUUCAUUCA